AUAAAGAGUGGUAAAGUACUUUUAACUAGUAUUUGUAAGUAUUUUACACUCUGGACACUCCCUCUUUUCACUGGAAGGCAGGACUUCCUUUCACUAAAGCAACCUUAAGCGUUGCACUUUUUCCUAUUCACAGUAAAAAAAAAAACAUGCAGCAUCUUAUUAUUGUAUAGUCUUGGUUAAUCUCAACCUGUGUUGAUUUUCUGUCAAUGACUCUACACAACACAAUACUAUACAAUCAUCUUUAUAAAUUUAAAGAAAAUGUUUUUCAAGUUUAUUUAUCUCUGCUGCUAUCUGAUGGGUGUGUUUGGUGAUGAAGUGAAGUCAGUGUCAGUGAUGGAGGGAGAUUCUGUUACUCUACACACUGAUAUUACUGACAUACAGAGCGCUUAUAUGAUCUUGUGGAGGUUUGGGUCACACGAGACUCUCAUAGCUAGACUCAAUAGAGAAGCCAAUAAGAUCUCACUAUUUGCUGAUGUUCUUGAUGGGAGAUUUAGAGACAGACUGCAGUUAAAUAAUCAGACUGGAUCUCUCACUAUCACAGACAUCACAACCAAUCAUUCUGGACUUUAUCAAAUGACCAUCAGCGGCAAACAGAAGACCUCAUACAGAUUCAGUGUUACUGUUUAUGCUAAUCUGCCAGUUCCUGUCAUCAGCAGAGAUUCUUCACAAAGUUCAUCAUUAAGCUCAAAUUGUGUGUUGUUGUGUUCAGUGUUGAAUGUGAGAGAUGUGAGUCUGUCCUGGUAUAAAGGAAACAGUUUAUUGUCCAGCAUCAGUGUGUCUGAUCUUAACAACAACAUCUCUCUUCAUCUGGAGUGUCUGGAUGAUUCUUACAGCUGUGUGGUGAACAAUUCAAUCAAAAAUCAGACUCAACAUCUCAAUACUGAUCUCUGUCAGACGUGUUCAGCUCUCACCUUCAUUCAUAAAGUUGUGAUAUCAUCUUCUGUUGGAUUUCUGAUGAUAGCUGCGGUUCUGAUCUUCUGCUUCUGCAAGGAACACAGAAAGACACAUCAGCAGGUUAAAUGAAGUGCUAAUAUAACAUAAGGACAUUUCUUUCGCAUAUAUGCAUUUAAAAUAUAUAAAUUUUAUUGUAUAUUCAUUUGAUCAUCCAUUAAUGAUAUUUUGCACAACUUUUUUUCUGUUGUUUUUAAAUAUCAUGUUCUGUAUUGUCUUCAGAAGUAUACAGGUCAAUUGCAAGGGUUUUAUAUGGCAAUCUUAGUAUAAUAACACUUUUUGAAUCGGUUUCUAAUCAGAUGAAGGCAUAGUAAAAAUCGUAAUACCAAAAUGAAAUAGAAAAAGUUAGUGAUUAAUAAAAAUGGUUUAAAAAGAAACGCAAAGUAUGUUUUGUGUUUUAUUUUUGUCACUGAAUGUAUGUGACACCUUUAGCUUCAUUUCAAGUGAAACCCGGUGUGGCUUUAUUCUUUAGGCAUGGAAAGCCGUGUGGUUUUGUUGUGCUGGUGGACAUGAGAUGUGUGAUUGUGGGUGCAUUGUGUGUUUAUGCAAGUGGUGUGAACAGUACGUGACUUUUCUU
Misgurnus anguillicaudatus (oriental weatherfish) is the source of this 1528-nucleotide messenger RNA. RefSeq lists its product as uncharacterized. The record is from RefSeq and is a predicted model, not a curated record. Lineage: Eukaryota; Metazoa; Chordata; Actinopteri; Cypriniformes; Cobitidae.